Molecule: messenger RNA, 1824 nt
Organism: Raphanus sativus (radish)
Lineage: Eukaryota; Viridiplantae; Streptophyta; Magnoliopsida; Brassicales; Brassicaceae
Exons: 7
Coding region: 266-1036 (256 amino acids)
Source: RefSeq, a predicted model, not a curated record
UUAGCUCACAUCAAUUUCCUGAGAAUACCCUACGCCGCUUGCUCUCUCGCGUGCUCUCUCCAAUGUUGAGACCUGUUCAUCUUCUUCUUCCAUCCGUUUCAUAGACAAUUGUCUGUGAAAUCAAUUUCUCCCCACCUCUUCCCUCUCUUUAAUCCUCCCCAUUAAUGGGGUCCGUUGGCUGCCUCCUUCGGGUCCUCUAUAAACCUUCCAAUUCACGAGACUCGAUUCAUCAACUUUGAUUUUCCUCUCUUCAAAUUCACUCGCGAUGAAGACAACCGGUUCGAUCGUCUCUGUGAACUCGAAAAGCGAAUCGGCGGCCCUCUCCGCUCCGGCGAAAACCGGUGAUCAAUCCGGUGUUACUUCCGGCGUCGUCUCCUCGGUGAAGCCAGCGGUCACGACGUCUGCCUCAUCCGGUCCGGUCAACCCAGCCGUCAACUCCGGCGACGCUCCCGUCGAUGUGAAUUCGGUGAAGCCAGCAAAAGGUACGGCGAUCUCAUCCAGCCCAGGCCAUCAGUUCGUAAAGACCGGAGCUUCAUCUGGUGUAAGGAUCGGUGUCAGGAACAAAUCAACUGUCCUCAUCCGCGAUAAGGGCAAAUCCAUCGUCUCCGGCGAGGUUGGCGAGGUGAUGUCCUUCAGAGACGUAACCUUUGGACCCCACGAAGGCGAGGUCCGGUUCCGGCUGAUCCACUUCUGGGAGGCUUGGAAUAUUCAGACGAAGGUCCUGCUCGGUGUCGAGAUGCUUCUCAUUGACGAAGAGUAUAUUGCGAAGAGUUCAUACGGCGAAUCGACGUUUCCGGUGAUCCCAACUCGAAGAAACCAAAAGGCGUCGAGGCAGUCUCCUCUCCCGGACCGAUCAAACCCAUCGGCAAAAGCGGUGUUGUGUUUCUUCGGGCCUCACGAUCGGCGAUCCCAACUCGAAAAAAGUAAAAGGCGAAGAGGCGGUCUCCUCUUCCACUCCGAACCAAUCGGCAAAACCGGUGUCUCUUCCGGACUCUCCAUCGGCGAUCCCCACUCGAAGAAACCCAAUGAGUCGUAGGAAGAAAGGGAUGAAUCUACCGUGACUGUUAAUUGAGAUACUAUAAGUUACAAUUUUGUGAGUAAAAAUGUGGUUGCCUACUUUGAGCUCAGGCUCAAUUGAGGGAGUGAAGAGAAUAGGGGAGAUGUCGUUACACAGGUUCAUCUCAGUGUCUAUGAUAUAACGCAUGUGAACGACUACCUCUGUUGGUCUGGCAUAAUUCCAUUCUGGAAUAUACUGGGAGGAAGCCACUUGAAAGCCAAAUUUAUUUAGUUGGUCUGUCGUUGUUAGCUGAAACGAAGAAUCAAAGCCGUCAGUUGGCCCUUCAAGUCUCUAAAAGGUCGAAGCUUCCCAUGCAUCAAGAUAAAAGAUUAAAUCAAAGAUCAAAUUUUGUUUGGAUCUGGCGAUGCCCAUUAUCUGUUUCAUUAGAUUCUGAAUUUUGGUAGGUUUGAGUCGGAGAAGGAAGCCAAGAAAGAAGUUUUCACGAAGUAUCGACUCCAGUGGAGUGGAGUUCUUGAUACUCUCACCAAAGAUUCAUUCAGCAAAUGCUUGGAGGUUAUUCAGUCCCUGAUUAUGAGAAGCUUCAAGUGGAGAAGUUUUAUUUUCAAAUAAAGUACAAUGAGAUUCUGCGUAAACAUCAGGAAACGUUUCGCUUCCUAACUCCCUUCAUUGCUUCCCAACAUAUUUUUAAAUUUGUUAUUGGAUUCCAGAAACGUUAAGAGAGGUCUUGCUUCCAUAGACAUAUUUAUUCCGAAUAGCACUUUGUUUCUCUCUACGCAUUUAAGAAUGAAAAAUAAAAAAUUGACCUA